AUGACUAAAGGCAAGCUGUUGACGACACCCUCGAGACUUCUGAAACUUGUGCUUCCUUUGUCCACCGUCGACCACAACACGGAUCGGAAAGAUGUGGCUCCUCUUGCGCUCUUGGUACACCCCCAACAACCGCUCUCCUAUCUAGAGCGAUUAAUCCAGGCCGAGCUGCCACCUCCAGAUCCUCAAGAUUCCAAGAGCACAACAAGAAGCGUGACCUUUCGAGCGAUGGAAGCGAAAGACGAUGAGAUCAAGCCGAGGAAAAAGGCAGAUACCGAGGGUGGUGGUGGCAGUGAUGGCAGCGUUCAGAGCUACAGCGGCGCCGGACGGGAAGGCGAAGGUAAAGAUGAGGGAGAGUUCGUUCGAUGGUCACCGUCAACGGAAAUAGGAGACUUCAUACGCGAUGCAGCACGCGCAAAGGAAUUCGAGGUUGAAAUCGAAGGCAGCCCCGGAGUGAUCAAAGUUGCUGUUCCCUCCUUCAACGACCGUACCUAUUAUCUACGACAGCGACUCCGCCGGACAUCCAGGAAGAUCUCCAAAUUGGCCGCCAUCAAGGAGGAAUGUGACAAGGCAGCGCACAGGGGAGCUCAGCGAAUUGCACUCGCUGGAUGUGGUGGUUUGAUUGGAUAUUGGUAUAUUGUCUACCGCUUGACGUUCGAGACUGAUCUUGGAUGGGAUGUCAUGGAGCCGGUCACAUACUUGGUGGGGUUGUCGACCUUAAUUGGAGGCUACAUGUGGUUUCUAUGGCACAAUCGGGAAGUCUCCUACCGUUCAGCUCUCAAUAUUACCGUGAGUGCACGCCAGAAUAAGCUAUACCAGGCCAAAGGAUUCAGCCUGCAGGAUUGGGAGGGAUAUCUCGAAGAAGCCAAUGCCAUGCGAAGAGAGAUCAAGGCUGUGGCUUCCGAGUACGAUGUGGAUUGGAACGAAACCCAAGAUGAAGGCGGAGACGAAAAGGUUACAAAGGCUCUGCGUGACGAGCGAAAGAACAACAACGGAACCAAGAACAAGAGCAAAGAAGGCGAAGAGGAUGAUGAAGAUGAUUAA
Molecule: messenger RNA, 1041 nt
Organism: Cyphellophora europaea CBS 101466
Lineage: Eukaryota; Fungi; Ascomycota; Eurotiomycetes; Chaetothyriales; Cyphellophoraceae
Exons: 3
Coding region: 1-1041 (346 amino acids)
Biological process (GO): calcium import into the mitochondrion; mitochondrial calcium ion homeostasis
Cellular component (GO): mitochondrial inner membrane; uniplex complex
Molecular function (GO): calcium channel activity; uniporter activity
Source: RefSeq, a predicted model, not a curated record